Messenger RNA from Aptenodytes forsteri (emperor penguin), 721 nucleotides. RefSeq names its product claudin 3 (gene CLDN3). Lineage: Eukaryota; Metazoa; Chordata; Aves; Sphenisciformes; Spheniscidae. The coding region runs from base 77 to 721 and encodes 214 amino acids. The transcript has a single exon. Gene Ontology annotation, molecular function: structural molecule activity. Gene Ontology annotation, cellular component: bicellular tight junction; plasma membrane. Gene Ontology annotation, biological process: cell adhesion; bicellular tight junction assembly. The record is from RefSeq and is a predicted model, not a curated record.
GACAGGUGACGGCGACGGUUUCGGUCCGUGGGUUCUUCUCCGCCAUCGUCCAGAGCGCGGCAGCGAACCAGCCACCAUGUCGAUGGGGCUGGAGAUCGGCGGGGUGGCCUUGUCGGUGCUGGGUUGGUUGUGCUGCAUCCUCUGCUGCGCGUUGCCCAUGUGGCGGGAGACGGCCUUCGUCGGCAACAACAUCGUGGUGGCCCAGAUCAUCUGGGAAGGGCUGUGGAUGAACUGCGUGGUGCAGAGCACGGGGCAGAUGCAGUGCAAGGUCUACGACUCCCUGCUGGCCCUGCCGCAGGACCUGCAAGCCGCCCGCGCCCUCCUGGUGGUGGCCAUCGUCUUGGCCGUCCUGGGUUUACUGGUGGCCAUCGUGGGCGCCCAGUGCACCCGCUGCGUGGAGGACGAGAGCACCAAAGCCAAGAUCACCAUCGUCUCCGGCGUCAUCUUCCUCCUCUCCGGCGUCAUGACCCUCAUCCCCGUCUCCUGGUCGGCCAACACCAUCAUCCGGGAUUUCUACAACCCGCUGGUGCUCGACGCGCAGAAGCGGGAGCUGGGCACCUCGCUCUACGCGGGCUGGGCGGCCUCCGCCCUCCUGCUGCUGGGGGGGGCCCUGCUCUGCUGCUCCUGCCCCCCCAAAGACGACAGGUACCCCACCGGCAAGGUGGCCUACUCCGCCCCACGCUCCGCCGUCACCAGCUACGACAAGAAGAACUAUGUCUGA